UCUCUCCAAGGCGCUCUCUCCUUCUCUCCUCUCCUCUCCUCUCCACUCCCCCUCCCCCUCAAUUGCCGCUCCUCAAUAUCUCUCUCCUUUCUAGGGGAAUGAUUUACCUUUCCUUAUGCAUAGUCUUUAUUCUUCUAUAAAUUGAAACAUUCACAUAUAUAAUUGUGUAUUAUGUUAAUUAGGUCUUUCUUUUCUCGCAUAAGCAGAGUUUAGGGAAUUCUCGAAAUUGAUGGAUGGAACCGACUGCAAUACCGACUGCAAUAAGAGGACAAAGAUCAAGUGUGGAUCAGGGUUUAGGGUUGACAGAAUCAGUGAGUUACCUGAUGAGAUCACAUACAUCAUACUGUCUUUCCUACCCUUGAGACAAGCUGCGGCCACUAGCCUUCUUUCUCGCCGAUGGCAGCAUUCGUGGAAGCACACUUCUAAUCUCGACUUUUGCGACCCACACGCCUUUUUUACCAAUACCAAAUCAUGGCGUGCCAACAAGUGCCACCGUGUCCAAAUGGUCAAUUCGGUUCUUGAAUCACAUCAAGCCCUUUUCAUUAAACAGUUUAAAUUUUCGAUUUAUGUGCACAAAUCAGCACAUGCCACAAUCACCAAAUGGCUUGAAUUCGCGCAGUCGAGACAAGUUGAGCGAUUGGAUUUAAACUUCCACAAUAUGAUUAAGACUGAAAGGAGUGGGAUUGUGUUAGAAGAUUUGGUGCGAGAGAUGAGGCCUAUGAAAUAUCUCAAGGCUCUAUCUCUCGCAGCUAUGAAAGUGAGUGGUCAAGACAUCUCCUAUUUCCUCAAAAGUUGUCCCAUGUUGAGGGAACUCAAUAUCACACAAUCGUCUUUCACGUCUGAUGUUCAUGUCUCCGGCAAUUUGGAGAUUCUUCGGAUACGUGGAUGCACCUUUAGGAAAUUCGUUGUCGAAAUUUCUGCUCCACUUCUUUAUGAAAUUGUUGCCGAUCUUUAUGAAGUUUAUUUCAAAGCAAAACCAGGCGCCCUACGGUUCAAGAAUGUUCCAAGACUUGCCAUAGCAAGUCUUGAAAUUGCAAAUCUAAGAUAUAAUGCGGCCAAUACUGUUGUUGCUUCAACAGUAUCUUGCUUUACUUCCCAUCUCCAAAAACUCAUAUUGUUUAUCCCAUACUCAAAACUUAAGAUUCUUUUAAGGGAAGGGCUUCCUUAUAUGCCUAAUCUAAAGGAGUUGUACGUUGUAGUUUCGCGUAUCCAUGCGCACCGCUGUCUUGUGCCGGUAACAUCUAUAAUAUUGGCAUGUCCUCAACUUCAGAUGUUCACAUUCCAGUUUUAUGUGAAUGAAACUGAUGAAAGAUGCCCAGACAACUAUGAAUGUAAGCAAAUUUAUAUCUAUGAACCAUCGCGUUUUUAUGGAUGCCCACACAAACGUCUCAAAAUGUUAAAGUUUCAUGGAUCGUGUGCAACCGAUAUCGUCAAAUUGAUGACCUAUAUUUCAGGUUGUUGCGUCGAAUAUCAAAAGAUAAAUACUUGUAGUCUACAUAUGAGUGAGACUCAGGUACAAGCUCAUAUGCGCCAUAUACAACAACUUCUAUCCCGGUUACCUCGUCAAGUUGAAUUCAAGGGUUUUUAUUAAUAUUCAUACACUUUGAAUUCAAGUUUAGAUAAUAUUCACGCACUUUCUUUGCCAAUUUUGUGUGUUUUUUUAACUUCGAUGUGAGUUCGACUUUGUUGUCCUUUGAUUAUAGACACAAAACACAAAAUAUUUAUUAUAGUGUAUGGUAGUUACAUUAUUAAAAAUGUGCAUCGAUUUGUAAUUGUUUAUUGAAAAUAGUGAUUAUCGUUUCAAAGA
Messenger RNA from Salvia splendens (bonfire salvia), 1807 nucleotides. Its product is annotated as F-box protein At5g03100. The record is from RefSeq and is a predicted model, not a curated record. NCBI's taxonomy places the organism in Eukaryota, Viridiplantae, Streptophyta, Magnoliopsida, Lamiales, Lamiaceae. Bases 230 to 1591 code for a protein of 453 amino acids. Gene Ontology annotation, molecular function: protein binding. The transcript has 4 exons.